Molecule: messenger RNA, 1428 nt
Organism: Plasmodium malariae
Lineage: Eukaryota; Apicomplexa; Aconoidasida; Haemosporida; Plasmodiidae
Product: translation initiation factor eIF-2B subunit gamma, putative
Exons: 10
Coding region: 1-1428 (475 amino acids)
Biological process (GO): cytoplasmic translational initiation
Cellular component (GO): guanyl-nucleotide exchange factor complex; eukaryotic translation initiation factor 2B complex
Molecular function (GO): guanyl-nucleotide exchange factor activity; translation initiation factor activity
Source: RefSeq, a predicted model, not a curated record
AUGUCAAAUGCAACUCAUUCGCGGGUGCCCCUUGGAACGUUCGUUGAAUUCCAAGUGGUGAUACUAACAAAUGAUGAAAAUCAUUUUUCGAGUGAAUUAUGUGAUAGUACUUGUAAGGGAUUAAUAAAGAUAAGCAAUAGAUGUAUGAUUUAUUAUAUUCUUAAAAAUAUAAUUGAACAAAAAUUAAAAUAUAUUACUAUUGUGGUGAAUCAGAAGUACUAUGAAGAUAUGGUUACAUAUAUAAAUGAUACAUUCCCGGAUAAUUACAAAUUUGAUGAUAAGAAAAAUAAAAAUAAUUAUUGCAUAGAUGUUGAAGCUUGUACAACUAGUGGUAACCACGAAGUGGGAUCCAUUCAGUCUCUACUCCAGAUAAGAAGUAAAAUAAAGUCCGACUUCAUAGUAGUCAACUGCGAUAUCCUGGGCUUCGUCGAUUUCCACUCCUUGGCAAACCUUUUUAGAGGGGAGAACGCCAUAUGCGCUUUAUUAUUACUGGAAGACAGUGAACCAAAUUCUAAUAAAAAAAAAAAAGAAAUAAAAGAUGAAUAUGCAAACUUAGAAAACAAUGUAUGGGUUUGUAUUGAUAAGAAUAGUAAAGUGGUUAGCAUAAAAGAUACAUUAUCAAUGAAACAGAAUGGAAAGCUAAAAAUUAGCAAAAUAAAUUUAUUAUUUCAUAAAAAAUUUAUAUUAAAAACAGAUUUGAUAGACAGUCAUGUGUAUAUAUUUAAAAAUUACGUACUUGAUAUAAUGGAAAAUAAAAAGAAUUUCUCGAGCAUCAAGUAUGAUCUGAUACCCUAUCUAGUGAAGAUACAAAACACGCGAAGGGCGGCAGAGUACUACUUAGAAGCCGAAUUUAAAUUUAACAUGUACAAGAAGUUGAUUAAUAAAUACGAGGAGGGAGAAGAUGUUAACAAAGAAGGAAGAAAGGACAAGAUCAUAGAUAACUUGGUUGAUAAGCAUGAAAAUGUCGAGAGCGUUGUUUGCUACGUGCAGCCGAAGACGAAUGGGUUUUGCCAGAGGAUCAACAGCAUACCUAAUUUUUUCAAAGCGAACUUACUGUUUUGUGUUUCUAGACACGAUCAGCUUAAAAACGUAUUGCCGCCAUAUUGUUUUUUUCUCCUAAGCGACAAGAAUCAAGUCUACAAGGAUUGUAUAAUAAGCAGCCAAUUUGAAUAUGAAGAGAACGUACACUUGAAAAAAUCAGUCCUAGGUAAAAAUGUGAAGAUAAAAAAAAAUUCCUCAAUGAGCAGGAGUAUAUGCAUGGACAACAUAACUAUAAAUGAGAACUGCACUAUCCAGAAUUGUAUUAUUUGCCAAAAUGUCGUUAUUGAGCAUAAUUGCAAGUUAACUGAUUGCAUUGUACGAGAAAAUAGCAUAAUUGAGAAAGACAGUAUCUUUGAGAAAGAGACACUUCCUUUAUUUAUUUCAUAA